Desarmillaria tabescens is the source of this 1386-nucleotide messenger RNA. RefSeq names its product major facilitator superfamily domain-containing protein. The transcript has 15 exons. Gene Ontology annotation, biological process: transmembrane transport. Gene Ontology annotation, molecular function: transmembrane transporter activity. NCBI's taxonomy places the organism in Eukaryota, Fungi, Basidiomycota, Agaricomycetes, Agaricales, Physalacriaceae. The record is from RefSeq and is a predicted model, not a curated record. Bases 1 to 1386 code for a protein of 461 amino acids.
AUGGCCCCCCUCGCUGGAACGACUGGUUCUGAACUGUCAAGGGGACGAUGGUUAUUCGCCUUUGCCCUAGUUACUUCACUGUUCUUCACCUGGGGUUUUGCGUACGGUCUUCUAGAUGUUCUCAAUGCCCACUUUCAAACGAUCUUCGGGAUAUCCAAGGUUCAGAGUACGCUGCUACAAUUAGCGUACUUUGGUGCAUACCUGGUCUACGCACCAUUUGCUAGCUUUUUCAUGAAGCGAAAAGGAUACAAAGCUGGUAUACAUAUGGGUCUAGGCCUUUACAGUCUCGGUGCCGUCUUCUUUUGGCCAUCUGCUGUUUAUCAGAAAUACGGUGGAUUCGUUGCCUGUACCUUCGUCAUCGGCUGCGGACUUGCCACCCUGGAAGUCGCGGCCAAUUCGUACAUCGCUGUGUUAGGAACACCGCGAUAUGCUGCCGCCAGGCUUAACUUUAGUCAAGGUUUCCAAGGUGUAGCGUCGUUCGCUGGACCGUUGAUCGCUUCAAGGUGGUUCUUCACUGGGGCAAACGCCACGAAAUUGGACACUGUACAAUGGGUGUAUCUCGCCGUCGCAGGCCUUGGUAUCGUUCUAAACGUCCUCUUCUACUUCUGCGAUCUACCUGAAAUUACCGAAGACGCUUUGUCGCAAGAGAUUCAUCAAGCUGGUAUUACUGUGGAUGACCAGCCAUUUUGGAGACAAUGGCGGUGUAUCUUUGGGUUUGUGGCGCAGACGUGUUAUGUUGGGGCCCAGGUUGGGGUAGCUGCCUUCGUCGUGAAUUUGUUGGUCGAUCAGAAUAUUGGGAUCAGUAAAUCCAAAGCCAGUCAAUUGUUCUCGUUCUGUCAAAUAACAUUCACAGUUGGGAGAUUUGUGGGAGUUGCCAUUCUCAACUUUGUGGACCCGGCGUUGUUAUUGACGUUCUACGCCAUAUGCUGUUGCGUUUUCUGCGGUUCAGUAGCGGGUUUACCAGGACAAGCAGCCGUUGGAUGCUUGUUUGCAUUGUUCUUCUUCGAGUCUAUUUGUUAUCCGUGUAUCUUCACAUUAGGAACGAAAAACUUGGGAAAACAUACCAAGCGAGGCUCGGGCUUAAUCGUCAUGGCAUGUAAAACAGGAGUUGGAGGCGGAGCAUGGUACCCUCCCGCUCAAGGCGGCUUGGCGGACAGGGCCUAUACUCGGAGGUCAUAUCUUGUCCCUCUUUCCGGUUACCUGGUCGUAGUACUUUAUGCAGGUGGAAUGGUCAUCUCCCAGGCAAUGAAAGACGGUUUCAAUUUCCGCAAUGUUGACGAAUUGGCUCGAAAGAGAAUGGAUACGGACGCCCUCCCAGACGAAUCGAGCCGGGUGUCGCACGAUGACAAGGAGAAGGCGGGUACCGCCCACAUUGAGGCAGUAUAG